AUGCACUCGUUCACUCUGGAAAAGGCGAAAGCCUGUCAGAAAUCUACAACACCAAUAAGCUACUUCCAAAUGCCACCACCACCACAAAAGGCCCGUCAUCGCCAACUCUGUCACGAACCCCAUCGGAAAACCGGACCGCUCUGUCAACGCGAGGGGCUGUCUAGCGAUUACGAAUUCCCAGGGCCCCGUUUCAUUUUCGAGGCCAUUUUCGUGGAAUACGACGUUGUUCGGUUCAGUUCGGACAACGACUACGAUACGGACCUGAUAGUCAAGCUGAACACAACAGAUAGGCAUCUGAACCACAGAAGAGUGAACUCUCCAUUGACAAUGAGCGGCAAGUUGACCCCUAGCACUCUCCUCACCUGCAAGACCACCGGCAUGAAAAUGCCUAUAUUUGGUCUGGGCACUUUUCAAAUGAACAACGAACCCAUGGUGAAGGCCAUGAACAGGGCUCUGGAGUUGGGGUACCGGGUGUUUGAGUCGGCCCUCCUCUACAAAAAUGAGAACAUCAUCGGCCAAGUGCUCAAGGAAUGGUUUGACAGCGGCAAGCUGAAGAGAGAAGAUGUCUUUGUAAUCACAAAAUUGCCAGGCACCUACCUGAGACCUGAGGAUGUCCGAGAUGCAAUAGAUCAGCAGCUGAAGGACCUGCAGUUGACCUACGUUGACCUGUACCUGAUUCAUCAUCCCGUUGGAGUGCAGAGAGCAAACAUUGGGCAGACCGCUGGAGGUGUAGCAAACCAUAGAGCCAUGGUGUUGGAUAUGAGCACUGACUUGGUAGCUGUUUGGAGGGAGAUGGAGAAACUGGUAGAUCAGGGACUGACGAAAUACAUCGGGCUGUCGAACAUGAACGUCAAGCAGGUUGAGAGGAUCUACCAGAUCGCCCGCAUCAAGCCGUCUAACUUGCAGAUAGAGCUGCAUGCUUAUCUACACUGCAACGAAGAACAGCAACUUUGCAAAAAGCUUGACAUGACUCUUACAUCAUACGCCACUCUUGGCUCUCCAGGCCUUGCCAAGGGAGCAUUCGAUGGAUCCGAGACUCCUGUAAUAAAUGAUCCACUGUUGAAGAAGAUAGGCGGCAACUACAAUAAGUCUCCGGCGCAGGUGCUGAUCCGCUACCUCCUACAACUGGGAAUCGCUGUCAUUCCGAAGAGUGUAAACCCUGAUCAUGUCAAGGAAAACAUUGAGGCGUUUGACUUUGAGCUGUCUAAAGCUGAUAUGCAGCAGCUGAGCGGUCUGGAGAAGGGAGAAGCGGGAAGACGGUUUGUUCUCAGCCAAAUGAUGGUUCAUCCAGAGUAUCCAUACGCUAAAAAAUGAGAUAUAAGAGUAGAUGUUACUAAAUGAUAAAAUAAAAAUGGAUAAAUAUACUGUUCAUAAAUGAUUUUGGAUAAUGAUAAAAAAUGUUCACAUCUUCCCUAUCAUAGUGUGAUGGCAUUUGUUGUGUUUUAAUCAAAACUACUAAUGAUAUUUUAAGUGUUUGUGUUACAGUUAAUUUCAAUUGAUACAGCAAUUUGUUAUAAAACUUAAAUAUGAAUUUUGUAAAAAAAUAGAUAAAGCCUAUGUAUUCUUUAUAAAAAUUACAUAUUUGUGUAUUA
Homalodisca vitripennis (glassy-winged sharpshooter) is the source of this 1592-nucleotide messenger RNA. Its product is annotated as 1,5-anhydro-D-fructose reductase-like. Lineage: Eukaryota; Metazoa; Arthropoda; Insecta; Hemiptera; Cicadellidae. The transcript is spliced from 9 exons. Bases 1 to 1314 code for a protein of 437 amino acids. The record is from RefSeq and is a predicted model, not a curated record. Gene Ontology annotation, cellular component: cytosol. Gene Ontology annotation, molecular function: aldose reductase (NADPH) activity.